Molecule: messenger RNA, 519 nt
Organism: Stylonychia lemnae
Lineage: Eukaryota; Ciliophora; Spirotrichea; Sporadotrichida; Oxytrichidae
Source: the annotation of a GenBank genome assembly
AUGGCACAGUUGCUGUCAAAUUCGAAUUCUUAUGUUGGAAAACCAUAUUUCAAAGCACCAGAGAUAGACUCAGUUUCAGAUUUCAGCUAUAACAGUUAAGUUGACAUUUGGUCCCUUGGAGUAAUACUUUACUACCUGUGCACUAAGAAAUAUCUAUACUUAGACAAGACAUUAGCCAAGAUAAAGUAGUAAGAUUAGGCUCAGGUUAUUAUUCUUGAAGGUGAAUAGAAGUUAUUCGAGCAGCUCCUUAACAAAAUGCUUCAGCUUAAUCCAGCUCUAAGAAUAGAUGCAAAUUAGGUUCUUUUUGAACUUUGCAUUAUUAGUAACGAACCUCUGGACAAGCAUUUAUAAAUAGAGGAAGAAAAGCAAUCUCAUCACAAGACUACUAGUAAUGAUGAUGGUAGAAAUGCUUUUGCUUUGACGAUUAGGUCAACCAAUGCUCUUGUCAAUUAAAUUAUUUCAAAGCUAGGGGAUUUUAACUAUGGUGCCAUAGAUAAGAUUCACCCUAAUCCAAACUGA